Molecule: messenger RNA, 1245 nt
Organism: Closterium sp. Naga37s-1
Lineage: Eukaryota; Viridiplantae; Streptophyta; Zygnematophyceae; Desmidiales; Closteriaceae
Source: the annotation of a GenBank genome assembly
AUGACUCAUUGCAGCUUCUCCUGUCUCACCAAGGGGGAGAGCAUCAUGGCGGUGUACAGCACACAAGCACUACGUCAUCCCACGUGCUGGACUCACGCCCCAUGUGCACCCCGGGCUCAACCUCCCUCCCCACCCUCUCCAUCCCGCUUGUACGUGCCCUUUCAGUCUCGACAUGACUCUUCACAGCUUCUCCUUCUGGAGAUGACCCUGCGGUCGUUUUCCUGCCUGACCGCGGGCGAGAGCAUAAUGGUGGCGUACAACAACAAGCGCUACUUCAUCGACGUGGUGGACGCGCGCCCAGGCGCCGCCAUCUCCAUCAUCGAGACCAACUGCGAGGUCGACUUCGCCCCGCCCCUCGACUACGUCGAGCCCGCGAGGGCCCCUGCCGCGCCCAGUCAAGGCGCGGCAGCCGCGCCUGGCGGUGGUGCUGGUGGCAGUGAGGGUGGCGGGAAGAAGAGCGCCGCGAAAGAUGGGAAAGCAGGUGUCCCGCCUUCACCCCACACCCUCCCCCCAUCCUUUUCCCCACCUCCCCUUCCACACUUCUGCCCUCUCCCACACUCCCCCGCUUGUUUCUCUUAUCUCACACCAACGAGACACACCUCUCACACCCAAGGAGCUGCCCUUCACAACUCCCCCCCCUCCCCCCCCCCCCCUUCUCCUCCCCCACCCCACACCCUCCAACCCUCCCUUACUUCCGUUCUCUCCCUCACCCCCGCUUUUUUCUCUGAUCUCAAUCAGAUGCAGCCCCCCCACCCGAGGAGCCCGCCUUCAUGCCUUUCGUUCCCCCCACCCUUCUUUCUUUUGCCCCUCUCCACACUCCCGCAUCUGCUUUCUCACCUCACACCAACCACACGCAGCGACCCCACACCAGGAGUGCAACUUCACACCAUUCAUGUCUCCCCCUCCCUUCCUGCUUUUGCCCCUCUCCCACACUCCCCUGCUUACGCAGCCCCCCCACCCGAGGAGCCCACGUUCACGCCAUUCGUCGGCAUUGGCAGACGAUUGGACGGCCGCCCAGCAGCCUCCCCCUCCUCCCCUGCCACGUCAGCAGCUGCCACGUCAGCAGCAUCUAGAGAGGGCGUAUCUGGGGCAGGCGGGGCUGGUGGGGCUCGUGGUAGUGCUGGUGGCACUGGUAGUAGUAGUGCUGCUGGUGCUGCUGCUGCGAGUGGCGGAAGGAAGGAGGGGCGGCUAGUGUUUGGAUCGGGAGACGGAGCACCGCGAGCGGGUCCCAGGGUACGUGGUUGA